This is a messenger RNA of Halichondria panicea, 925 nucleotides long. RefSeq names its product 1-phosphatidylinositol 3-phosphate 5-kinase-like. Lineage: Eukaryota; Metazoa; Porifera; Demospongiae; Suberitida; Halichondriidae. Gene Ontology annotation, molecular function: 1-phosphatidylinositol-3-phosphate 5-kinase activity. The transcript has 3 exons. Gene Ontology annotation, biological process: phosphatidylinositol phosphate biosynthetic process. Gene Ontology annotation, cellular component: endosome membrane. The coding region runs from base 291 to 755 and encodes 154 amino acids. The record is from RefSeq and is a predicted model, not a curated record.
UUUUUUGUUUCACUACACUUUUGCUAUUUUCCACAUGCAUGCAACUGCUCUUGUAUAAUUAUUCAACCACCUCUCCCUGUUUUGAGGUAGACUCAGUACUUGCUGUGUGGUUCCUCUAAAUAUAGAGUCCAGAGUAUCCUGUUUGGAAAACGUUAAAAGUAUUGAGACUCCCACAUCGUGAGAUAUGUACUAUUACAUGUCAGUUUAUUGAAACAAGAUACUCCCAAUUAACAACGUACUGCAUUGACUCAUAUAGUUUUGGAGCCAAUCAUACAUUUCAUGUCAUCGGUAUGUGUCAUGUCGUUAUAAACAAGGUGUUCGAUUUGAAGGGCUCCAUGAGAAGUCGAUUCAUUGAUCCAUCUAAAGAGAGCAGUUGGGACGUACUGUUGGAUGAGAACUACCUUCAAUCAAUUUGCUGCAACCCAGUGUAUGUGUACCCCCACUCCAAGUGCGUACUGAUGCAGGCCAUACUAGCCGACACUGAGUUCCUGGCACAGAAUGCCAUCAUGGACUACUCUCUACUCACUUGCAUCGAUGACUCCACGAGAGAACUUGUCGUUGGAAUUAUUGACUAUAUCCAUACCUUUACGCUGGAUAAGAGGGUGGAAAUGUUCCUCAAGAAGACAGCUGGGAAGACGCUACCAACUGUCGUGUACCCUGAACUCUACCGUAAGAGAUUCUGUGAGGCAAUGGACAAAUAUUUCACAGUAGUGCCUGAUAAAUGGACAGGGCUAGGUGCAGACGUCAAGUACUAGCAUUGUAUUAACUAUAAAAUUAUUAUAAUUAUGUGUGUCAUGUCUCCGUCGUGGUUUUGUUUUUAUUGAUCAAAGCAUCACUGUAAUGUGACUAUGUUCUCUGUCUUCAAUUGUUAUUUCUGAAAUGUUGAUGGAAAUGUGCUGUCAGUGCUUUUGUUGCUGAAUUGAAA